AUGAAGACGGCCAGGCGCGCCAGCAACGUGGAGGUGCCCUCCUUUCUCCGCCAGUUGGUCAAAGAGACAGAAAAGAUGGUCACCUUCUUCUUCAAAGGGGGGCCCAGGGAGACCGGGUUCGAAGGGGAGGACGAUUCGGAGGAGGACGACUCGAUGCCGAGCCCGUACCUGGACCGGCCCAUCCUGGAGAAGCAUGUUUCAGAGGGGGGUUCUGACUUGGGGAUGAACUACGCGGUGGCGAGCAUGCAGGGCUGGAGGGCUCAGAUGGAGGACGCCCACACCUGCAGACCCCAGCUGGGAGGAGAGCUGACAGAGUGGGGCUACUUUGCUGUUUUUGAUGGACAUGCGGGCACCACAGUGGCUCAGUACUGCUCCAGAAACCUGAUGGACCACAUCCUGGCAACAGGUGGGGUCAAAGCCAACGAGGACCCCGAGCAGGUGAAGGAAGCGGUCCGUGAAGGCUUCCUGGACAUCGAUCGCCACAUGCACAAGUUGACUCGUGAGGACAACUGGGACCGCAGUGGAUCCACCGCAGCAGCGGUCAUGAUUUCACCUCGCUACAUUUACUUCAUCAACUGCGGGGACUCCCGUACGCUGCUCUGCCACAACGGCCAGGUGGUCUUCUACACGGAGGACCACAAGCCGUUCAACCCCAGAGAGAAGGAGCGCAUCCAGAACGCCGGAGGCUCCGUGACCCUGCAGAGGGUCAACGGCUCGCUGGCCGUCUCCAGAGCGCUGGGGGACUUUGACUUCAAGGAGGUGGACUGGAGGCCGCAGACGGAGCAGCUCGUGUCCCCGGAGCCAGAGGUGUCCGAGCUGGAGAGGACGCCAGAAGACGAGUUCCUGAUUCUGGCGUGUGACGGCGUGUGGGACGCCAUCGGGAACGAGGAACUGUGUGCCUUUGUGCGCAGCCGUCUGCUGGUGUGUGAUGACCUCAGGGAGAUCUGCACCCAAGUCAUCGACCUCUGUCUCUAUAAGGGCAGCCUGGAUAACAUGAGCAUCAUCAUCAUCUGCUUCCCCGGCGCCCCCCAGGUGUCACAGGAGGCUCUGCAGAAGGAGGCCGAGCUGGAGCAGCACAUCGACACGAAAGUGGAAGAAUGUAUCCAGAUUAUGAGGUCCAAAGAGGAGGACCCUGACCUUUUGCACGUGAUCAAAUUCCUGGCUGCAGAAGAGAUGCCAGGGCUCCCACCAGGAGGAGGCAUCACCAGCAAGCGAGAGUGCAUCAUCUCUUCAUAUCAGAAACACAUCAUGACAAUCAGAUCUCAGGAGCCCAUGGACAUCGAGGGAUCGGAGGAGGACUCGAACUAAAGCUGUUACCGUGUAAUCAUCAUCAUCCUCAGCUUCACCAUGGCAACGAGAGACAUUUUUAGAUGAGAAUUAAAAACUAACGACGGGUUUUCAUGUAAUUUAUUCUUUUUGAGUAUUACAGCUGAUUAAAAACAAAAGU
This is a messenger RNA of Centropristis striata (black sea bass), 1447 nucleotides long. It is a transcript of the gene ppm1na, whose product is annotated as protein phosphatase, Mg2+/Mn2+ dependent, 1Na (putative). The transcript is spliced from 6 exons. Lineage: Eukaryota; Metazoa; Chordata; Actinopteri; Perciformes; Serranidae. Bases 1 to 1308 code for a protein of 435 amino acids. Gene Ontology annotation, cellular component: cytosol; nucleus. Gene Ontology annotation, biological process: positive regulation of canonical Wnt signaling pathway; protein dephosphorylation; positive regulation of canonical NF-kappaB signal transduction. The record is from RefSeq and is a predicted model, not a curated record. Gene Ontology annotation, molecular function: magnesium ion binding; manganese ion binding; protein serine/threonine phosphatase activity.